CGCGGGUGCGGGGCUGUGCGGGCGGCGGCAGCGGCAGGGUUUGCCUGGGCUGGCCGAGCAUCCUCCAACUUGGAACUGUCCACCGGCGCGAGCUCCUGAACAUGAGCCUCCUGCCUCUCUACCUGCUCGGAUUGCUCCUCAGUGGCGGGCAAGCUUUACUUCAAGUUACAAUUUCACUUAGCAAAGUUGAGCUCAGUGUGGGUGAAUCCAAAUUCUUCACGUGCACAGCCAUUGGUGAACCUGACAGCAUAGAUUGGUACAAUCCCCAAGGAGAGAAGAUUGUUUCUAGUCAGAGAGUGGUUGUUCAGAAAGAAGGAGUUCGAUCACGUCUGACCAUUUACAAUGCAAACAUAGAAGAUGCUGGGAUAUAUCGGUGUCAAGCAACAGAUAAUAAAGGACAAACUCAAGAAGCUACUGUAGUUUUGGAAAUUUAUCAAAAGCUCACUUUUCGAGACAUAGUGUCUCCACAGGAGUUCAGGCAGGGAGAAGAUGCAGAAGUUGUUUGCCGUGUUACCAGUUCACCUGCUCCCAUUGUCAGCUGGUUGUAUCGGAAUGAGGAAGUCACAACUAUUGCUGACAAUCGAUUUGCAGUAUUAGCAAACAAUAAUCUCCAAAUUCUUAAAAUCAAUAAAAGUGAUGAAGGAGUAUACAGAUGUGAAGGAAGAGUGGAAGCGAGAGGAGAAAUUGACUUUCGGGACAUAAUUGUUAUCGUGAAUGUUCCCCCUGCAAUUAUUCUGCUACAGAAAUCCUUCAAUGCCACUGCAGACCGAGGAGAGGCAAUAACUUUGUUCUGCAGAGCCACUGGAUCACCUCCACCUGAAAUCAGUUGGUACAGGAAUGGCAAACUUAUUGAAGCAAAUGAAAAAUAUGUGCUGAGAGGAAGCAAUUCAGAACUAACCAUAAGAGAUAUUAAAAAUAUCGAUGCGGGUCCUUAUAUCUGCAAUGCUAAAAACAAAGCAGGAAAUGACAAAAAACAGACAUUCCUUCAAGUUUUUGUGCAGCCUCAAAUAAUACAACUUAAAAAUGAAACCACCUUUGAGAAUGGGAAAGCAACCCUCAUCUGUGAAGCAGAAGGAGAACCUGUCCCAGAGAUUACUUGGAAAAGGGCCUCUGAUGGAAUGACUUUCUCUGAAGGCGAUAAGAGCCCAGAUGGCCGUAUAGAAGUCAAAGGGCAGCAUGGAAAAUCGUCACUGCAUAUAAAAGAUGUGAAGUUGUCAGAUUCAGGGAGAUAUGACUGUGAAGCUGCAAGUAGAAUUGGUGGGCACCAAAAGAGCAUGUACCUUGAUAUUGAAUAUGCUCCAACGUUUGUGUCAAAUCAAACCAUGUAUUACUCUUGGGAAGGCAAUCCCAUCAAUAUAAGUUGUGAAGUGCUGGCAAAUCCCUCUGCCUCAGUUCAGUGGAGAAGAGGAAAAUUAGUUUUACCCAUAAAAAACACAACACAUCUGAAGACCUACAGUACAGGAAGAAAGCUGAUUCUAGAGAUUGCUCCCACCUCUGACAGUGAUUUUGGACGGUAUAAUUGUACAGCCACAAACAGAAUAGGAACAAGAUAUCAGGAGUAUACACUUGGUCAAGCUGAUGUGCCAUCAAAUCCGUAUGGAGUACGAGUUUUAGAGCUGUCCCAAACCACUGCCAAGGUUUCGUUCCAUAAGCCAGAGUCACAUGGAGGUGUUCCCAUUCACCACUACCAAGUGGAUGUAAAAGAGGUGACCUCAGAAACCUGGAAAAUAGUUCGCUCCCAUGGAGUUCAAACAAUGGUUGUUCUCAGCAACUUGGAACCAAAUACGACAUAUGAAAUCAAAGUAGCAGCUGUAAAUGGAAAGGGUCAAGGAGAGUAUAGCAAAAUUGAGAUCUUUCAGACCUUACCUGUCCGGGAGCCAAGUCCCCCUUCAAUUCAUGGACAACCUGAAAGUGGCAAGAGUUUUAAACUUAGCAUAACUAAACAAGACGAUGGAGGUGCCCCCAUACUGGAAUAUAUUGUCAAAUACAGAAGUAAAGACAAGGAAGACCAGUGGCUAGAGAAAAAAGUGCAGGGUAGUAGAGACCACAUCAUCUUAGAGCACCUUCAAUGGACCAUGGGGUACGAAGUACAAAUUACAGCUGCCAACAGACUGGGUUAUUCUGAACCAACACUGUAUGAAUUCAGCAUGCCACCAAAGCCCAACAUUAUUACAGACACUCUUUUUAAUGGUCUUGGACUCGGUGCUGUCAUUGGCCUGGGAGUGGCAGCCCUUUUAUUAAUCCUGGUUGUGACUGAUGUAAGCUGCUUCUUUGUACGACAAUGUGGAUUGCUAAUGUGCAUCACUAGGAGGAUCUGUGGGAAGAAGAGUGGUUCAAGUGGAAAAAGUAAAGAAUUGGAAGAAGGAAAGGCUGCUUACUUGAAAGAUGGAUCAAAAGAGCCAAUAGUGGAAAUGAGAACAGAGGAUGAAAGAAUUACCAAUCAUGAAGAUGGGAGUCCAGUAAAUGAGCCAAAUGAGACAACUCCCCUCACAGAACCAGAGAAACUGCCACUAAAGGAGGAAAAUGGCAAAGAAGCUUUAAAUCCAGAAACCAUAGAAAUCAAAGUUGCUAAUGACAUCAUCCAGUCAAAAGAAGAUGAUAGCAAAGCAUAAUAAGAUAAACUACAGCUGUCUGGAUAAUGCAUUUGGAUUGAAGUAAUCCCGUGACCAAAACUUUACAGCUGACCUUAAUUUCUUGGGAAACUUAAGCUUGGAAUAGUUAGUACGUGUGUACAUAUGAUGAAACAGUUCCUGUCUACAGUUUCUUUCUAUUUUUUUGUUAAUGGUUUUAGUAUGUAGUUUUGCUGACACCAAGUCCCAUGGUAUAAAUUUGACAAAUCCGCAGAAUAAGAACUGUAAUUUAUUUUGUGAAAAAUUAUGCCUAUUUAGAAGAAAAGUUGCAGAGCACCCCUAGCCACAAAGAGCAUAUCAGGUCUCUCCAGAUCUUACAGUGCAAGCUACACACAUAAAGUGCCAUAUGCUACUGUAUUUAUUUCCAUUUAUAAUAAAAUUAAAGUUUAGGUUGCCUUU
Chiroxiphia lanceolata (lance-tailed manakin) is the source of this 3029-nucleotide messenger RNA. RefSeq names its product neural cell adhesion molecule 2 (gene NCAM2). The record is from RefSeq and is a predicted model, not a curated record. Bases 102 to 2612 code for a protein of 836 amino acids. The transcript is spliced from 18 exons. Gene Ontology annotation, molecular function: protein binding. Gene Ontology annotation, biological process: cell adhesion. Gene Ontology annotation, cellular component: membrane. NCBI's taxonomy places the organism in Eukaryota, Metazoa, Chordata, Aves, Passeriformes, Pipridae.